AGUUUAUUAAACACAUCAACGUUAUCUGAAAAUUUUAAGUAGUAAAGUUAAACUUAUAAUCUUAAAAACAAAUAUCUCAACAGAUAUACCAACAGAAAUACUGGAUUUUGUAUCAUUUUAUUUCCGUUAGUAUCUAAUAUUUUGCUGUCUAACAAAUUGAAAAUAUAACGCACAACAUUUGGAAAUGGAAAAAAAAAAACUGUUCAAAACUUGAUACUGAGCGAGAAUGAAUUGAUUAAAAUAUUCUUUUGUAGGGGUAAUGUUGCUAAGCGUUUUUUUUUUAUUUAUAUAAAAUCGAUUUUAAACUCUUUGUGAGUUAUGUAAUAUUUCAUAGAAUGAAAGCAAAUCUCUUCUGAUAAAUCUAAACUGCUCAGGAUAGCACAUUCAUAUGUCAUUACACAUUAUGAAUGAUAAAUGAAUUUUACUUUAUUAAACAAUUGGUAUUAUAGGAAAUAUAAUGGUUGUAUGAAUUGAAAACGUGAAAUAGAACUUUAGAAAAUGACAGACGAAACGGACGCUACAAGAGUUAAAGAAAAUUUAGAAAUGGAAUCUAAAAUUUUGCAAGAAAAUGAUUUUUUAUCUAGCAACAGCACUCAGAUAAUAUACGUAGAACCAAUUGGAGACGAAAAUGAAGUAUCACCGACACUAGAUGAAAAUUUAGAAGUGGAAGUGGAAGAAGCUCAAGAACCGGAACAGAAAAUACCAGACGAUCCUUCUGAUACCUCUGAAACACAACAGUAUGUGAUAAGUGAUGUAGAAGAUAUCGAAAAUACACCAAGUGAUUCAGAAAGUUCAGAAUUCUGUGACUGGGAUAGUCCUGCAAAGCAAGGAACAGUAAACAGCGAUGAACACAGUUUUAGAGAAGAGAACAAUAAACUAAGUGCUUCGAAAAUAACCGUUCGCUCAUUUUCACCCAAACAGGAGUCAUUGAAUGUACCAGCUUAUCCAACGCUACUGAAAGAUGAUGGACGAGAGUCGGCUGCAUCAAAUGUCCGCAUGGGUUCGAAACUCUCACUUUUGUCACAAAUUCCGCAGCGGUCUGCGCAGCUAGAUUUUGAUUUUACAGCUGUACAGAUGCCAGUAGUUGAGAAAAAGGAGGUUCCCAUAUAUGAAGAUUCGUGGAUUAGGAUAGCAAUACCGUAUCUACCGCUGUGGGUAGCUGUUCUCUGUCUUGUGCUCAACAUUUUGAUAUCUGGAUCAGGUACAAUCUUAAGCGGAUUUUGUAUUCUCUGUUGUGCAAAGCCGCGUGUACCGCCAAAGUAUGACCCAGACCCUGUACUUCUUAUAUGUGCGAACACAUGGGUGGGUUUAGCACAGCUUUUCACAGUUACCUUUUUGCUGGUGGGAUGGUUCUGGAGUAUCGCCUGGGGGAUCCGGAUGGUCAUUCUCUCCUUGGAACACCGACGUGAACGAGAAGAACUAUUGAAAACACAGGCAGUAAGUGCGUUCAAACACUCUUUGGCGAUCAACAAGCUUUAUUAGCUGAAAAUUCUUUGCAUUUCCGGCAGUGUUAAAUCCGUAAGACAGUUGCAUUUUUUUGACGUAAAAUGUGAAUACCUUGUCUGCAUGACUAUGUAUGUCAGAUUUGCACGGUUUGAAGUUUGAAAUAAUUUACUUUUGAAACAGAUUAUCCCAGUGUAUAAAAACAUGAGGUCUGAUUAACCAGGUUUAUUUAGGUAAUUGAUUAUGGCGCAAACUCGCAGAUAGGAGGUUUCCAGGAAAAUGUAUAUAGAAACGUAUUUUGCGCACGAAAUGCCUUGCAUGUCGGAUCUGAUUGGAACACCCACAGAAAAAUUUAACAUAUUUCAUUAAAGAAAAUUUACUGCAGAAAAAAAUAACAUUGUACAUUUUUCCCAUCGGGAAAGUGACUUUAAUUUACAUGGUCUAUUACAUUCAGUUUGCUGUUAGACAUAUAGAUGUUACCAAUAUUUUAAUGUGUCUAUCUUCGUGAUAAAUGGACCCUGUCGUUCUUUGCAAAACAAGAGCAUAUGUAUUUUCUAAGCUUUAUGGAAAAAGGUUAUUUGUAAAAGUUUUUUUUUCUAUUAUUGAUAUUCAUUAUAAAUAUGUUUUGUUGAUGGCCGAAAAAAAAGUAUUCCAACGUACUUUACAGAAAACUACGCGUAUUGUACUAUAGAUAAGGAAAUACCCACACCUUAUUUUAUUCUAUUCGAUCAUACUGACCUCACUUAAAUUAAAUAAAAAAAAUGUAGUUGAUAUGGAAAUAAAACAUAUUUUGGCUUCAAAAUACUGUCAUUUAUCAUUAUGCCAGGUUUCAUGAAAAUAAUAUAUUUUGUACUUUUAAAAUUAUCGCAGGAUCUCGGUUUUUAUGACGGAUGAACUGACGGGCAGCCGGACGGCAUGCCAGUCCCCUCCGGUGAAUUUAAUAAAAUCACAGUGAUUGGUCAAGUUCACUGUCUAAUCCAAG
Mercenaria mercenaria is the source of this 2425-nucleotide messenger RNA. RefSeq lists its product as uncharacterized. Lineage: Eukaryota; Metazoa; Mollusca; Bivalvia; Venerida; Veneridae. Bases 499 to 1482 code for a protein of 327 amino acids. The transcript is spliced from 3 exons. The record is from RefSeq and is a predicted model, not a curated record.